AUGCCUUCACAAUCAACAAUCGCCGGAGCUUCUCCCAAAAAGCAUAAGAGCAAGUCGGAAAAGAAGCCCAAAUCAACAGAUAGCGAGAAAAAGCGAAAACGAGAGAAUGGGGAAGAAGGGCACCGAUCGAAGAAACACAGAUCCGAAAAGACUGCGCCAACUUCCUCGUCCAUAGAAGCACCAGCUGCAGUCUCGCCAUUUCAUUUACAGACAUCUUCCAUAUUUUUACCCUUAGCGCCAGUCUCCCAGAGAUUCCCCCUUGAAGGCUUAUGCGCUGAGCAUCUUUCUCCACUCAUCCUCACAUAUUAUCCGCCAUUCAACGGAGUCGUUCUUUCUUACAGUAAUCCAAGAUUCGCCGAAAAAGCCUUCGGAAACGAUGGAGAUUCGACCCUUCUACAAAACUUGGACGAAUUUGCGGUCAGCUGGGCUUGGGUGACUGCCGAAUUUUUGCUUUUCAAACCCGAGAAAGGAGCUUGGUUAGAAGGUUAUAUCAAUUUACAAAAUGAAGGACAUCUGGGUCUAGUCUGCUGGAAUCUUUUCAACGCGAGCAUCGAGAGAGCCAGGUUACCAAAAGAAUGGAAAUGGGUGGGUGUGGAAGAUCAGGAACAAGAGGCGGAAGCUGAAGAAGGUGCGACAUAUGCUGAAGAUGGAAUUGGCUAUUAUGUGGAUGGAGAGGGCAAGAAGAUUGAGGGCACCGUCAAGUUUAGAGUCAAGGAGAUUGAAUCAAAUCACGAUAAGGAGAGAGGGUUCUUGACAAUUGACGGAACGAUGUUAGAUGAAGAGGCAGAGAUGCGAUUGCUGGAAACCGAGCAGGACAAAAUCGGAAGUAGAGACAGUGCUGGUCGACGUCUUGGUGGCGCAAAAGCUCUUGGUGCAACCAGCUUAGGAGUGACUGUGGAGCCGUCCGCUACGGAAGUGGACGCAGGGAAGAAACACAAACGAAGAGAUUGA
Molecule: messenger RNA, 951 nt
Organism: Sclerotinia borealis F-4128
Lineage: Eukaryota; Fungi; Ascomycota; Leotiomycetes; Helotiales; Sclerotiniaceae
Source: the annotation of a GenBank genome assembly